AUGAGGAGGGAAGAGGAGGCAGAGAGGGAGAGGACUAGGAUGAAGGCAAAGGGGGACUUAGAGAUGAAGGAGGAGGAGGAGAUCAGUGAGACCGGAGAACUGGUUGGCCCUUUGGUGAGUGCCAUGCCCAGCCCUAUGCCCCACCACAAGGGGACGAGGUUUUCUGAGGCCUGGGAGUAUUUCCACCUGGCUCCUGCUCGCGCAGGGCACCAUCCCAACCAAUAUGCCACCUGCCGUCUGUGUGGCAGGCAGGUGAGCCGUGGCCCCGGGGUAAACGUGGGGACCACAGCCCUGUGGAAGCACCUGAAGAGCAUGCACAGAGAGGAACUGGAGAAGAGCAUCCACGGUCAGGCAGGGCAGCGCCUGGACCCAAGGCCCCAAGGGUCCCCACUCCCCACGGGCAUUGAGGGUGACUGGGCCAAGCUCCUAGAGCAGGUGGGAACCCUGGCACUCUGGGCCAGCCAAAAGGAAAAGGAGAUAGUCAGGAGGGAGAGGGCAGUAGAGUGGCGGGAGCGGGCUGUGGAGAGGAGAGAGCGAGCCCUGGAGGAAGUGGAAAGGGCCAUCCUGGAGAUGAAGUGGAAGAUGAGGGCGGAGAAGGAGACCUCCCAGAGCCAGAGGGACCAGCCUGCUGCAGCACAUCCCUUUCAUUUUGUUUAAGUCAGACUUGGGGGAGGGGCUCUAUUCAGAAAUCAGAAACGUCUGUCUCUUGGAAUCAGACAAUUAGAAUCAGAGCCAAAUGCUCUGUUGCUUCCUGCCUAAACAUAGGACUGACUAGUUUAGUGGGGUUUGGUUUUGAGAGAAAGCUUGUGCAUUAGUAUGGAUUCAUUUCAUCAGAUCUGCGAUGACCAAAUGCUCGUUACAGAGUUCCUAGCACUGCAUUGACCCUUUACCAAAACUUGGAAAUGUAUUGACUAAAGAUAAAUACUUUGCCAUUAGUGAUUGGCUUAGGGGCAGAAUAUACCUCUAAGCACUGAUGAGUAAGAAGGAGAUUUAUGCCUGGCACUUGGUUUUGGUGGAGUUGAAGGUUUCAGUGGUCAAGGUGGUCCUGGUAGUUAGAAAGUGACCAUUUCACUCUGAGAUCCGAGCAAUAGCCUGGGAAUUAGGUGUUUGUGUACAUUAAUGUUGAUUUGAAAAGCGGGUACUCAACUUGUUCUGAUAGACUGGAUAACUGAAGGAUAAAGAAU
Sorex araneus (European shrew) is the source of this 1184-nucleotide messenger RNA. It is a transcript of the gene ZBED2, whose product is annotated as zinc finger BED-type containing 2. Gene Ontology annotation, molecular function: DNA binding. NCBI's taxonomy places the organism in Eukaryota, Metazoa, Chordata, Mammalia, Eulipotyphla, Soricidae. Bases 1 to 657 code for a protein of 218 amino acids. The transcript has a single exon. The record is from RefSeq and is a predicted model, not a curated record.